This is a messenger RNA of Cottoperca gobio, 2345 nucleotides long. It is a transcript of the gene chmp6b, whose product is annotated as charged multivesicular body protein 6b. Gene Ontology annotation, cellular component: multivesicular body; ESCRT III complex. Gene Ontology annotation, biological process: vesicle budding from membrane; late endosome to vacuole transport via multivesicular body sorting pathway. The coding region runs from base 155 to 772 and encodes 205 amino acids. NCBI's taxonomy places the organism in Eukaryota, Metazoa, Chordata, Actinopteri, Perciformes, Bovichtidae. The record is from RefSeq and is a predicted model, not a curated record. The transcript is spliced from 8 exons.
GAUGUGGGCGUAGACACCAGAACAGAUGACUACACAAAUAUUGGAGGAGAAGCUUUACUAGUCUGCCUCUUAUAAGUUAGAAAAAUAGUUUAAAAUUAGCUCAGUUUCACAUUUCCUUUCCGAUAGUGAAUUGUAGCUGGGAUGCUGUGUCAGAAUGGGAAAUCUUUUUGGCAAAAAGAAACACACCCGAGUGACAGAACAAGACAAAGCAAUUUUGCAACUGAAACAGCAAAGAGAUAAGCUGAGGCAGUAUCAGAAGAGGAUUAACCUGCAGCUGGAGAAGGAGAGACUUUUAGCCAAGCAGCUGCUGAAAAAUGGCAAAAAAGAGAAAGCACUCCUCUUGCUGAAAAAGAAGCGUUACCAGGAUAAGCUUCUAGACAAGACAGAGAACCAGAUCGGAAACCUGGAGCGCAUGGUUCAAGACCUGGAGUUCGUCCAGAUUGAAACUAAAGUCAUUCAAGGGUUGAAAGUUGGAAAUGAAUGUCUGAAAAAAAUGCACGAGGUGAUGUCUGUUGAAGAAGUAGAGCGGAUUAUGGAUGAAACGGAAGACGCCAUAGAAUACCAAAGGCAAAUAGACGACAUGCUGGCCGGCUCGUUUUCACAAGAAGAUGAAGAUGCUGUACUGGCUGAGCUGGAGGCCAUAACUCAGGGAGACGUCGAGCUUCCAGAGGUUCCCGAAGACGAGCUUCCAGAAGUCCCAGAGGCCACAGAGGAGAAACCAGAGCGGGAUCGUCCCAGAAAGAAGCCAGAGCGAGAGAUGCUCGCUGCAUAGGAACGUGACCGACCUGCUGCUGCUGGGUCUCCUCCACAACACUCAACUUCCAUAUUAACCCACAGCCACACAGACAUCUGCUGGAGAACGCUCUCUCUCUCUCCUCCAGAGGCCUGUGAUGAAGUGACAGCAGCCUCUCUCAGAUACUGAGCUUCCUCUAUAAUAUCUCCCAGCCGCCGUUUGUCCUCCGGCUGCUGAACGUCGACACAUGAAGGCAGCCGGGACCGGUUCACUGGAGAAACGCUGAUUUGAACCGUGAAGACCUGUGAGAUCAGAUAACUGUGCCUAACCUUUGUUUGAUUAGUCAAUCACUUUGCAUACGAUGACUUCACUUAAUUUGCAUGUGUUCUUAUAAUUCAUCAAAUGCUCUCUUAGUCUAUAAAGGAUCAAUUCACCCAAAUUACUCAAAGGCCUUUGACAUAUCCUUCUUUGAGAUUUCUGCUGUAAAAUGAAGGUGAGCGGAAUUUAAUUUCUGACACUCAAGAAAUUGAAAAAUGACUUCUUAUUUUUUUACUCAGCAGCAACACGUCUUUCCAGAAAACAGAGAGCAUGCUGGGAACAGUUUUUAUUGGGACUACUUUCUAUCAAAGAAAUACUCUCUUCGAAUGAUGGAGAUCUGAAAAUCCAACUGAAAUUAAAGUCCUUUGUUGGUCUUCUACAUCGUACAUGUCUGCUCUGUAAAUCGAUUAAGACACAAUCGGAAACCAAAAGUGAGAAAUGUAUAUUUCAUACAUAUAUUGUUUGGUUUCAUGAUGACGCCACCGAACUCUGCAACCAUUUGUCAGAAUGCUGUUAGUAGUAGACAUUUAUUUUCUCGCUUUUAUUGAAAAAAAUAGAAACUUAGACAAUGUAUUUUUAUUUAUUUUUUAACGUAAAAUUAUUUUUAACUGCAAAAAGGAACAACGUGUGAUUUCAGUUGGAUUUUAAAAUCUGGGCAAUAAAACCAAAACUCUGCAUUGCUAUACAGCAGUAGGACCAUUUUAAGGCAGACGCAACAAAUACAAAACGCCUGCUCUGUAGUAUUAUCUCCUCCGCCUCAGUCGACCCACCUGGAAGUUUUCCUAAAGUACCGGAACAUUUGCAUAAGCAUCUGUUUCACUUAUUCCUCCCUCAGCCUGACCCCCUUUCAAGCAGCUUAACUAAUCUAAUUCUCUGCUCCCCUUGUGGAUUAGUUCAGUGUCAUUGGAGAAAGGGCUAAUCACAUCGUCUGUGGGUUUACCUGUGAAGCCCAGACAACAGUUGUUAAUCUCUUCAAAGUAAUAAAUUGACAGAACCACCAUCUAUACCCACUGAAGUAUUAUCAUUGCAGGGGCCUGUAAUUAUGUUACUGUGCCCAGAUUCACUUGUAUAGGAAUGUGUUAAACUGCAGCAAGAAAGAUGGCCUACAUUAGUAAAGGUUAAGCUUGUGAAGAUUCAUCAAACUAAUCUGUAAAUCAUUUAAUCUGACAAACAAAACACUGAUGACUAAUACUGUCCCAUGCAGCCGUCAUUUCAUCAGCAGCACCACACCGGUCGUUGUACCUCUCUCUCUCUCUGUACAUUCUUUUUACAAUAAAAGUGUUUUUUAUUGUCA